AUGAAGGGUCUACUACUACCCUUGGUACUGGUCGCGCUCAUCGUUACGAAAAUCGAUCAUGCCAACGCAUCGCCAACGAUCGUUGUCACCAAUACCCCCUACUACCACGGUAUCGAUCUGUCCAUCGGCCUCGGCGGCACUGCCGAAAACGCUCCGCACCCUCAAGCUUCUCAGCCCCAGCAUGGAUCCUCCAAAGAUCGGGCUUCCAAGGAUUCCUCGCCCAAGACACUUCGAGGCGGCGUCGCGCCAGCUCCUGCCGAAGACUGUUUUCUACUCCCUGCGCUAACUGGACUGCUGAGUGCGGGAGCGUCGAGGGGCACUCCUCCGCCGUCGUCCCCCGACACAGCUGCGCUGCAGGCGAGCAUGACGCCUGGCGACAGUACACCUGAUUCUUCGAGUCCCCCUUCUGGCGGCACUUCGACUGCCUCCCCAGACUCGGGUUCGCCCGCGCCCGAUUAUCCAGAUUCGUCCGGAUACAGUGCGCCAGGUGGUCUCGAUACUCCGGACUCGCCAAGUGAUUCCAAUUCCUCAAAUGGAUUAGGUGGUCUCGGAAGUCCAGGCUCGAGCUCACCCGACUCUUCGAGCUCUCCAGGCGGACCAGGUGGACUAGGCGCUUCCGGAGGACCUGGUGGGCCCGGCAGUCCGGCCGUAGGCUCCCCCGAUUCUUCGAGCUCUCCUGGAUCGAAUGGAUCGAAUGGAUCGCCAGAUGACUGUGAUUCCCUAGAGGCUUCGGCUAGCGCGGGAUCAACCGGAACUUCAGGAAUGCCUGGUUCUAUCGAAUCUCCUGAAGGAUCUGGCGUUGGUGGUGGUGGAGGAGCGGGAGGUGCGGGAGGUGCAGGAGGUGAAGGAGGUGCAGGAGGUGCUGGUGGUGCUGGGGGAGGGGGAGGAGGGGGAGGAGCAGGAGGAGGAGGAGGUGGUAUUGGUGGUGGUGGCGGAGGAGGGGGAGGAGGGGGAGAAGACGCUGCUGGAGGACCGGAGUGCCAUAAAUGCGAACUCUCAAGCACUGCAGCUGACGGUCUUUCCGACUCUGCUUCGAGCAGCGACAAAUCCGGCAAAGCGACAACGGGUGGCGAUGCGGCUGAAGACUGCGAUAUGGACAAAAUCAAUAACAUCGAAGGCAGCGGUUCCUCGCCAUCCGGCGGCGGUGGCUCGAGCGACAAGGAAAAUUGCGACGACGACAAGGGUACCACUCCGUCUAAGUCCGAGGGAGAAUGUCACGACAACAAAGACUCCGACUCGUCGAAGUCUACAUCGAAGUCCAAGAGUGACAGCUCCUCUGGCAGCAGCGAUUCUAAAGAUGGCGGGUCGUCCUCGCGUCCUCCCCCGGAUGGGUCUGGCAGCGGUAGUCCACCUCCAAGUCCUGGACAAGGCGAUGGUGGAAGCUGUGGUCCUGCAGCGAAGUUCACGCACAUUCUCAAGACGUUGAUGCCUUCUGGAAGCGGCUCGGCCCCAGAAGUGACUUCUGGUGGUGGUAGUGGUACGCCUCCCAUUUCGUCUGGCGGAGGAGCUCCGCCGUCCGAUGCGUCGCCACCUGAAUCUUCUGCGCCUCCGGAAACGUCGCCACCUGGAUCGCCACCGUCGGGAUCGUCGCCACCUGAUUCGCCUCCGCCAAGCACACCUCCUCCCGACAUCACUUCUGGCGGUACAAGUGCCAAUCCACAAGACAAUUCGUCGCCAUCUCCCAGUUCGCCACCGUCAGGCACACCUCCUCCGGACAUCACUUCUGGCGGUCCAAGUGCCAAUCCACCAUCGGCUCCUCCAUGCAGCACUGACUCGGACGACAGCAGCAAGCCUCAGAAGAGAAGCGGUGCAUCGUCUGCAGACGCCAGCGGCAAUGGCCCCAGUGCCGCGUCUUCUGGUGGUGCGUCGGGUCCGUCGGACUCUUCCUCCGCCUCGUGUCCGGCCGAAUCGUCCAAAGCAACGCUCGAGAUCGCUCCGUGCGACUUCGCCCACCUCUUUGCUCACAUGAAGAUCACCCACACACAGCUGGCUAAGUUCGAAACCGGCUUGAAAGCUUUGCUCGAUUCUCACAAGGCGACGUACACGGUGGAUGGUAAGCAGGUUUCGGGUGAUCAGUUGGCUAAAUCGAAGGAUGGACAGGGAAAGAGGGCGAUGAUGGAUGAAAUCGGUGAUGACGCAAGGACUGGUGGUAGUGUCGAGACGAGAGAUGUGCCGACUGUAAGGAAGGGUAGGUUCUUGUACAGGGUUCGACGACAGCUCUUUUGA
This is a messenger RNA of Pseudozyma hubeiensis SY62, 2226 nucleotides long. RefSeq lists its product as hypothetical. Bases 1 to 2226 code for a protein of 741 amino acids. The transcript has a single exon. The record is from RefSeq and is a predicted model, not a curated record. Lineage: Eukaryota; Fungi; Basidiomycota; Ustilaginomycetes; Ustilaginales; Ustilaginaceae.